Messenger RNA from Venturia canescens, 557 nucleotides. RefSeq lists its product as uncharacterized. The record is from RefSeq and is a predicted model, not a curated record. The transcript is spliced from 4 exons. The coding region runs from base 58 to 489 and encodes 143 amino acids. NCBI's taxonomy places the organism in Eukaryota, Metazoa, Arthropoda, Insecta, Hymenoptera, Ichneumonidae.
AACAAGCAAGCAAAAAUUUGUCGAUGAGUUUAAAAAGCGAAUCGUAAAGAGCCUGGAAUGUUAAGGUCUCAGCUGACGUGGAGUUUAUUUUUAUCCACUUUUGUUUUUGGUGCUGAUCGAAUGGCAAACUCUCAGAUGAUGACAUCGAAAUUUCCGGCGAUUUACGUGACCCAAAUGCUAUGGGAAAACGUCGAUAAUUGGGGCGGAAAUGGCCAAGACCAAAAUCCCAUUAAACCGGUCACACGAGACCGAAUGAGGGGCCAACAAAUUUUGCAAAACCUCCCACCGCUAGCUCGACGCUUCCUCUUCAAUCCAACCUUCCAAAACACCGUGACGAAUCACAAUCAAAAUAACAAUUUUCAGGACGCCCCAGCACCGGAAAACAGUCACCGGAGAUUAUCGCGUGGACGAGUGAACCCUCGGACAGGUGCCAUGGAGUUUGAUUUUCGGGUUUCGAAACCCCGGAAAAUUUGUUUUACCAUCGAAUGAGAACGGAGAACGAUGAAAAAUUGAAAAUUCGUGAGAAAAUUUCGAAAAUGAAAGCAAAUAAAGAAAAC